Messenger RNA from Mya arenaria, 2050 nucleotides. RefSeq lists its product as uncharacterized. The transcript is spliced from 3 exons. The coding region runs from base 65 to 1309 and encodes 414 amino acids. Gene Ontology annotation, biological process: BMP signaling pathway; SMAD protein signal transduction. Gene Ontology annotation, cellular component: extracellular region. The record is from RefSeq and is a predicted model, not a curated record. NCBI's taxonomy places the organism in Eukaryota, Metazoa, Mollusca, Bivalvia, Myida, Myidae. Gene Ontology annotation, molecular function: growth factor activity; cytokine activity.
CUUUUAGAUACGGGCGAUUUAUAUUUCGAUUUAUAUUUAGCGUCGGAUAAAUGUAAUUGUAAACAUGUUAUUGCGAAACAUUAUUUUGAUUUAUUUUAUUUUACUAAUAGUGAACAUACGAGUUGUGCACCCACGGAUAAUUACAACAUCGAAAUGGCAACAAACGACCCAUUCUUUACCUCAUUUAGACAGUGCUGACAGUGAAGCAGACUUAAUCACUGGAGUAACCGAUAUAUCAACAGAAAGUGAUUUAAAACAGGUCGAUGAUAACGAGAAAGAAAGCUACACCUACGAAGCCAACGACAUCACUGAAAAUUCGCCCACCAUACAAUCUACCUUUGAAAAUGAACAAGAAACAAAAUUGUUUGAAAAAUCUUUAAUAAACAAAAUUACCGACGGAGAUUACUUUGAGAAUCCACGAGGGAAAAUCAAAGUUCUACCAAGUUAUGUUAACGUAUUAUUCUCGGCAUUGGGGGAGGACGAUCAGCGGGCAAGAAUAUCAACAGGCGGGCACACACCAGAUGUAAUCAUCCGGACCUACAGGGGAAAAUACAGGCGAUGGGAAGAUGGACAGAGAAUUGUGUUUGAGAAUCUAAACUUAGUUGCGUCGUCACGCAUAGAACUGGUGUUUGUAAUGAAGAACUUCAACGAUACAAAUGUUGAUCUAGCCGAACAGUUUACAGUGUUCAUAGAUGUAAAAGCAGAAGCAACGCAGGAAGAACACAAGGUCUUCCAGUUCCAAGAAUACCUCAUUUUCGACAUAUCAUUUGUCAAAAGCUCCCUAAAUGUUCUUACAAUACGGAGUUACUUUCAAACUCAGGAUUCUCGAGUUCGGAUUUUACACAGCUUUGAACCACUACUCGUGGUUUACGAAAACCUAAAAGACAACCCUUUGCUGGUACAGCCAGGCAGAGAGAAAAGGGAUGCUGGUAGCCAUUUUAAAAACAUAAAUGAGCAAGUUAGCUAUGAUGUUUUGGAUGACACGUUCUUUGCUUGUCGUCGACGACCUUGGACUUUACAACUCGAUACCUUCAGUUGGCAUUGGUUACUUUUGCCCGAACACUACGACGCUGGAAAGUGCACGGGAACAUGUGAGUUUCCCCUGACAGAUAACCUGAAUAGCACCAGUUACUCUUAUAUUAAAAAUAUUUGGCACGAGGUGACGGGACAUAUAGACUUCAAUGUGCCUACCGCGCAUUGCGUGCCAAUCAGUUAUUAUCCACAGUCGUUAUGGUACUUGGAUCGUCAAGGUGACGUUGUUUUCCGACAAAUAGCAGAAAUGAGAGUAGCAUAUUGUGGCUGCAUUUAAUCAGCGAAUCCAUGCUUACAAACAGUCGCGAGUCUAAGUCCGGACACAUACCCGAAAAAGCGAAUAUUUUGAAGUACAAAACAUCAUUUGAUUUUGUUGGUAUUUUACACAUUACUUUCACAUACCCUUAGUAGAUGAUAGUCAAUAUUGCAUGCGUUAAAAAUAUCAGUUAGCUUUGGCAUCACUUGAGUCUUGACCAAGACUUGAGAAUGUUCGUAAACAUGGGUAUAGAGCCAAUCUUAAAAACUGCUUGUUCGCAGUGGGCUGACAAAGACCUUUCGAAGUGAGUGUUUCGGUCGAGAUGUUGUUGUUUUUUUGUGACUGGGUGAUGACUUAACAUUAAGCAGAUAAAUCGUUUGGACAUUUUUAAGAGUGAACGAGAUUGAGUAACUGAAUAUCUGGUAUGUCGGUUGGGCCGCAGAAAUCAAACAUUUUGAAAGAAAGACAUAAAUUUAAAAUUCUUAUCAAACAAAGCGGGAGAAAUGUAAAUUACCUCAGACGCAGACCUCGUAUUUAUAAGUCCUUCCUUGCACCAUCGUUAAAAUUGUUAAUUAUUUACUCACAUAUAUAAUUUGAGUCCGGGCAAUUUCCGGGCUGCCGCGAUUGGCCAAUUAGAGGCAAUGAUACGUGGUGAAAUCUUUAAUCAUUUGCCGUGCAUUAUAAUAGUGACAUAUUUGUCAAUGAUGUUCUAUACUGAUUUAUGUAUUUGUUAUUUUAACGAUGAAUAAAACUAGGAUGAAA